CUUCCCACUCUUUCUCCCCAAUUCCCAGAUCUAAAUGCCUUUUUUCUUCCCGCUCUUUUUUUCUUUCUCCCUAAUUCCCGUCUAAAUCCUAAAAGGCCCCAAAUCAACGAUUGCAAGCCCCAGUCCAUCUGCCACCGCAACGGGGAAGGCGAUUGCUGUUGUGUGGGCCAAGCAAGAAGCUCGAACAGAUUUGCCGUUACAUCUCAUAGUCUUGGUCUCACCGUCGGCUUGUGUGUGCGUGGGCGGCGCCUAUGAGGAGAAAUUGGUUCUUUAAUUUUUGUGUUGUUAUAGUUUUUUUAUACUUGUUAAUAUUUUGUUCUACAAUCGGCACUGAUUUAUAUUAUUGGAUUCUCCAAAAAUCUCCAAUUGCAUUUCGAGCUAUUCUGGAAAACACUUUUGGGAGUUUGCAAGAACAAAAAUAAAAUCUAAAAUCAACACUUUUUAUUUUUUGGGUUUUGAACAUAUAUUUAAAGUUUAUCAUUGUUAAAUCUUGGUCAUUGCAGAUAUAUGUAAUUCUUGAAUGCUAGAAUAUUAUUCUUAUACACCAAUUUGAAUUUUCUGUGUUGGUUUGGUGCUUCAAGAAAUGAAAAUGGAUAUGAACUGAUUUGGUAUGUGAAAGGGAGACUGUUGGGGUGUACGGUUGGCUCAAACUAAACAAAUUGCUGAGCUCGAGCUCGAGCCAACAAAAAACUGUCGAGUUUGGCUCUUUUACAACCCUAUCUAAAACCCACCCGAAAAAUCUACGCCGACUGGGAAGAUACGGAUCAGACCCGACUCUGAACACAAGUUAUCCAAUCAACCCCACUUGUGAAACCUAAAUGAUUGCAGCUUUAGAUCACUUGUGAAGGUGGACUCUGCAUAGUUGGCGAUUUUCACUCAGAAUGGCAAAAUAUUAUGACAUUGAUGAUAUAUUAGCAGAAGAAGAGCUCGUUCCAUCUGUAUUUCAACAUGCUGCAAAUGAGGUUGGGCUUUUCGACUCAAGUGAUGAUACAAAUAAGGUGGAAGCUGGUUCCAGAGUAGAACUACCCUUCUGGCUGGUCCGUGAAUUGUAUUUGAGACAACUAAUAUCCAUAAGGGUCCCUCCAUGUUUUGAUAGAGAAUCUAAAACACGGGAAGAAAUAGGGGCUGAUGCUGCACAUGUGGAUUUAAGAAGUCGAUGUCUAUAUUUUUAUGAAGUAGGAUGCAAGAUUGCACCACUUGUUGGUGAUAAAACCAUAGGGCCAUUCCUUCUUGUAGCAUUUCGGACCAGAUACAAGGAAGUCCUGAUUAAGGCCCAUACUUUGACACCUGCAGUGGCUCCAAAAUACUUGACACUUCUAACUAAUGAAGAAGCCAAAUUGUAUGAAGCUGGUCAGUCUUCUAUAACAGCAUUCAAGAAAUGGCGGAUGGGUGGGCCCAGAUUCCAAAUGGCUCCAGUUCUAGGGAGGAAGAGGAAACCAACUUGAGUGGCGGGAGUUCACACAUUUGGUUCAUGCAUCUAGAGAGUUGCUAAACUGGUAUUGACAUUUGGGAAGAUUGUCUCAAGCACAAGUCUUCAGAUGUAUUUGCGCUUAUGGAAGUGUCUUCUGUUGUGAUCUGUAUCUCCUCUACAACCUGUGCUUCUGUGGAAAUGGAGACAUCAGAUGGUGCUGGGAAUAAGCUGACAUGACACGUCAUUCAUUUGUUUUAGAUUUCUUGGUUCUGUAGAUCACAUUUGUGACAUGUUCCUUCAUUGGAGAAGGUCAAUUUCAGCAAUUUAUAUAGACUCCAUACUAGAAUGAAUCCUAAUGUUGCAAAGGAGGUUAAUAGCAUGUUGUAAGAAUUAAGAAAUACCAUUUAAACGUGGGGUUGCUAGAUUUUACAUCUGAAGCCCGCAACUUAUUACCUAAUAAUUUGUUCUUAUAUGUCCAAUUUCCCACAUUACGAA
Sesamum indicum (sesame) is the source of this 1906-nucleotide messenger RNA. RefSeq lists its product as uncharacterized. The record is from RefSeq and is a predicted model, not a curated record. Gene Ontology annotation, biological process: mitotic DNA replication initiation. Gene Ontology annotation, cellular component: GINS complex. Lineage: Eukaryota; Viridiplantae; Streptophyta; Magnoliopsida; Lamiales; Pedaliaceae.